AUGUCUCAAUCCAAAGGUGUCGCCCUCAUAACCGGUUCAGCACAAGGAAUCGGCCGUGCGAUAGCGAUCAGAUUAGCCCAAGACGGCUUUGAUUUAGCGCUCAAUGAUCUGCCCGGAAAGAAGGAAGUAUUGGAAGACUUCGCAGCCGAACUUCGGCGAGGCGGAGAAUCAGAGAGCUCCUACCAUCCUAGAACAUGCAUUGUGACUUGCGAUGUCAGUAAAGAAGACGAGGUGAAGAGCAUGAUUGAUACCGCAGUCGACGCUCUAGGGAGCUUGGACGUCAUGAUCGCGAAUGCUGGAAUUAGUGGCAUGGUAGAUCUCUUGAGUGAAACUCUAGAAGGCUGGGACCGCAUGAUGAAAAUCAACGGCACCUCUGCAUUCCUGUGCUAUAAAUACGCCGCAAUCCAGAUGGUGAAACAGGGACGUGGCGGCCGCAUCAUCGGUGCCAGCUCCAUGCCACAGUCCCCUUUGAUGUCCUACAGUGCAAGUAAAUUUGCUGUUAGAGCCAUAACGCAAGCGGCUGCGCUGCAACUCGGACAAUACGGAAUCACGGUCAAUUCCUAUGCUCCGGGAAUCAUAGCGACACCCAUGGUUGUCGCAUCAAAGUCCCAAAUUGCAAAGCGAGGCGACAAGGUUGACUACUUCCAAAAGUCGGGUACAGUCGGACAACCGGAAGAUGUUGCCAGCGCCGUUGCAUACCUCACUUCCAAGGAGGCCCAUUUCAUCACAGGCAAGUCUCCAUCUCACGAGGGCUGUGUGUGA
This is a messenger RNA of Suillus discolor, 762 nucleotides long. RefSeq lists its product as uncharacterized. NCBI's taxonomy places the organism in Eukaryota, Fungi, Basidiomycota, Agaricomycetes, Boletales, Suillaceae. Bases 1 to 762 code for a protein of 253 amino acids. The record is from RefSeq and is a predicted model, not a curated record. Gene Ontology annotation, molecular function: oxidoreductase activity, acting on the CH-OH group of donors, NAD or NADP as acceptor. The transcript is spliced from 7 exons.